This is a messenger RNA of Spodoptera littoralis (African cotton leafworm), 2464 nucleotides long. The record is from the annotation of a GenBank genome assembly. Lineage: Eukaryota; Metazoa; Arthropoda; Insecta; Lepidoptera; Noctuidae.
CUUCCUUCAUUCGCAUUUCACAUCACUUGCAGUGACGACGUGCGACGAGCUAAACAGCGACGAGGAGGCCUUUUCCGGUGUUCGUAUUGUUAGUGGUGCACGUGUCUAAGUGUAACAAAAUUGAAUUGAAAGGUAAUUAUUAUUGAAUGGAUAAUUCCUUGUGUUUAAAGUAAAUCAACCAUACAAAUUCUUUAAUUUGCUGAGUGCUACAUACUAGGAAGUAAGAAAAUAUGGUUGGGUCACGUGUAUAUGUCGGCGGUCUACCGUUCGGCGUCCGAGACAGGGACUUGGAGAAGUUUUUCAAAGGUUUCGGCAGGAUAAGGGAUAUCCUCAUCAAGAACGGCUAUGGAUUUGUGGAAUUUGAGGAUUAUCGUGAUGCAGAUGAUGCAGUUUAUGAACUUAACGGAAAAGAACUACUAGGAGAAAGGGUGGUGGUGGAGCCGGCCAGGGGCAUCGACCGCAGCGCCGACCGUUACCGGCGCGACCGCUACUACGAGCGCGACCGCGGCCGGUCGCGAUACGAUGACUACAGUUACAGAUACGGCCCGCCGACGCGCACCGAGUAUCGACUAGUCGUCGAGAAUUUGUCUAGCCGCAUUAGCUGGCAGGACUUGAAGGAUUACAUGCGUCAAGCUGGUGAAGUCACUUACGCUGACGCUCAUAAGCAGCAUAGAAACGAAGGUGUGGUAGAGUUUGCCACCCACUCUGAUAUGCGCGCGGCUAUUGAGAAGCUGGAUGGAACGGAACUGAACGGACGACGAAUCCGUCUGAUUGAGGCUAGACGUGGCUCUCGUCGUCGCACUCGCUCCUCGUCAAGUCGCAGCCGAUCCCGCUCCCGAGACCGCAGACGCAGCCGAUCCAGGUCUCGCUCCCGUCGCUCCUCCCGUAGCCGCUCUCGCUCCAAAUCUAGGCCAAAGAGCAAGAGCCCAGUCGUCAAGUCCCGCAGCAGAUCCCGAUCCAAGUUCAACUCUAGAGUCACUUGUCUAGUAGUGGACGUAACUAAACCCAGCUAUUACUACCAUUUCUGGCGUUCGUUUUCGGCGUCGAUUAGGGAUCGCAGUCGUUCGAAGUCGCGGUCUCGCUCGGCGUCCCGUAGAUCUGACCGUCGGUCGGCCUCCCGUAGGUCUGACCGUCGCUCGGCGUCUCCACGGCCCUCGGCAGAGAGGAACGGCGGGAAGUCUGCCUCCAGGUCUAAGUCCCGAUCACCGAAAGCUGCCUCCAAGGAAAGGUCUCGCUCUCGCAGCAAGGAGGCGUCGCCGAAGCGUGAGGAAGAACGUCGUCCGAGCAAGUCUCAAUCUCGCUCCCGAUCCCGCUCUCGGUCCAGGUCCCGCGACCGCUCAGCUUCUCGUGAUCACUCCGCCUCUCGAUCGCGCUCUGGAUCGCCGCGACAGAAUGGCGACGCGCAAGACCGCGCGAGUACAGAUAGGUCGCCGCGUAGUGGUGACUAGAGCGACCCUAGUUGUAAGCUUCAUAGAUUUAUUUGUCUAUAGUUUUAACAAGUUCGUGACCUCAACUAUAGUAACAAUAUUGUUCUUUCUGAUUCUUAGCAUCCAUAUCAAUAUUGAAAGUAAACUAGUUUUCACUACUUUUAGUAGCACUUUAUAUAGUUAGGAUACUUUUCAGGUGUUAAUCCGAAAGCUUCAUGUUGAAGUUUGGAUGUAACACCCAAUCUGUUAUAUCUCCAAACAUUUUUAAUAAUAGAAUACUUAGAAAUUGUUGUAUAAGUAUGCAAUUAAUUUGGUAUCAUAAAUCUGAUCUCCAUCAGCAUAAAGUACAAUGUCUCACUAUAACAUUCUUACACUAUCUCUAGCAUUAUGCUAAUGCUUUGUUGAAGUCACGAUGGUUGAAUAUAAGAUUCUUAUAUUGUGCACCGUGUUUGAUAUUUUUUGUCUCACACGAGUGAUAGAUGUCUUUGUCUAUAUAUAGGUUAUUUAGGGUCGCUUUAUGGGCUAGUGGGCAAAUAGAUACUUAUUUAUGUAAGUAAACAAUUUUACUGAAUUCUUGACUGUAAUAAUUUAAUUUUGUUAAUUGUGUUAAAAAUGAUGUAUAAUUUUUAUUUUCUGUAAGUCAUUUGAUGCAUUUUUAUCUGAAAAGAUAGUGGUGUCAGUAUUUGCCCAUACUUUAAGUGAAAGUAAGAAAGUUUGACGAAAUUUUCUAAUUACCUAUUUUUUUGGUAAAAGAUGUAACUACAUAAGAUUUAAUUCUACAUCUUUAAGACAAUUCUACUUGGUAGGCUAAUUUUGUAAAUAGUAUAUUUGUUACUAAUAACCAAAUAAUAAAUAAGGCUAUACCAAUUUUAUUUGUUUUAAUUUAUUUUCGUACGCAUCCUAGAAUUUCAUCGUCUGUCUCUGACACCAGGUCCACACACAACAAAAUGGGGCACGUUAUUAUGUGGUUUAAUAACGAAAAUGUUAUAGGGUUUUUAUUAUCCAUGUAAAACAAAUGUUUAUAGAAAAUACAAAUC